AUAAUGGCUUCUUGGAAGUAAAGAAGAAUUCAUAGCUCCUGUAAUUCUUAUUAUUUAUUGCUAUUUUUUUUAGAACAGCAAUGCAGUUUCCAUUGGUUACAUUCUGGAACAAACAGAUGCUCCAUUCAGUUUACCAAAGAUCUUAUUCUGAAAUUUUCCCACUGUUCUGCUUCCAACUGGGAGGUAAAACACUAAAAUCAGAUUUUAUUUUCUAUCCACAAAGCGCAUCAAAACUACUAAAUCUCUUCAUUCUUGGGCUAUAAACACAUCAAACAGCUGAAUUUUCUUUGAUGUGCCUUUUAUUUGAAUGAUAAUUGGAUAAGGGUUAGACACAUAUGCUUAGAUGCAAUAAUGGGGAUGAUCUUGCAAUUCCCUCUUCUUCUUCUUCUUCUUCUUUUGGUUGGAUUUCAAACGAUAUUGCCAUCAAAGAAGCUGCAUCACAUUUUGUUUUCUCUCUUACUUGGAGCCGGAAGGGGUUGCAGCUCUUGUGAUAAUUCUUGCAGCGCAAGACAUGUUAGUAAAAGUGUGGAAAGAAAGAACUCGUUGGGUUUCGCUACAUCAACACAGCAGUUGAAUUUUCUUUUUACAGAAACUCGUCUUGGUUUGGAGAUUUUAGUCGUGGGAUUUUUUUGUUUUCGAUGCCAGCUUAUUGUCGCUCAAAUUAAAGGGAACGGACUGACCUGCGUUAACGCUUACUGUAAAAUAGCACUGCGCGGAGUUUCACACGCUGAGACACCAGGCGCCUUUAAAUCUUCCAUGCAUCCACCACAUGUGACACUGGUAACAUAGAACUAAAUGUGUUUUCUCUGGACGUGUUUUCGACACUGGUGGUUGACUCUCAGUGGUUUGGUCGCGACGAAAUGACAGGGUGAGGCUUUGUGUAGUUGUGCAUGGGGGUGGGUGGGAGAAUGGCCUGACACCAAUCAUCCCAUCAUGUAGCGCAGCGCUAAAUCGUGGAGAGGAACCGAGAAACCCGCACAUAUUUAGUUCCCGGUCGCCCAGCAACUCCUGACCCUGGAACAGCUGUUGGGUCGGUAAAGCCAGGCCGGUCCGUGCUGGCGCGGUUGCCUUUAGAUUAAGUUUCUGCCAUUCUGUGGAAGCCCAACCAGGAAGAGCAAACAUUCACACACACAAACAGGGGAAAGAGAGGGAGGGAGAGGGAGAGAGAGGGAGAGAAGAUCUCGCAGGCAGCGCCACCGACCGUCCUCUCCGCUCCACUCCUCCCCAGCUCUCCCAGUUUGCGGAGCUCCGCCGCCGCACCAGUCCCGACUCCCUCCACCUCCACCGCCUCCCUCCUUCCCUGCGGAUUCGCUCGACGCUUUUUUCCCCCUCCACUAUCCCCCCUACUCUCCUCCUCUGCCUUGUUAAAAAAAAAAAAAAAAAACAAGGAGGAGGAGGAAAGGGAAGGAGUUAACGCAGCUCGGUGUAUCGCGUCGCUGUCUGGAUGUUUGAAGUUGCUCCGACCGCCAGGAGCGGAGAGGAGCGGAGCGCGGAGCCCAUUUUUCCGCUUCGUGCAGCAGGAGCGACACACGGGGCUGCCGCUGCCGAGCUCCGCCAGGACCGCGACCGCACCAGCCGCCGUGCGCUUUGGAGAAACAUGUGAUGACCCACGCAAGGCAGACCGCUUCCCUCAGGCAGAACCAAACUAAUUCUGACUGGUGGGACACCAGCCAUACCUGGCCUCAUGGUGGCACUAUGGGCGGCGACUGGCCUGAGCGUACCUUACGUUUCGGCAGGACAAAGAAGAUAAGUGGGGUCACAAGACAAAGGAAAGACCAAGAGCCCAAGAGGAUGAACGAGAAGAGAGAAGGAAGAAGAAAAUCGGACGAGAGCAGACAGCUGGACCAAAGGCGAGACAAGAAACGGGUCCGAAAGUUGUACCCGCUGCGUGGUCGGGGUGGGAAUCCAGAGGAGCUCAGCUGCCAUGUUCUUCUUACCCGAUUGGAGGAAGGCUCACGGGAAAAGGGCAGGUCUAAAGGCAAAGGAGGAAAAGACGGGUCCAAAACCAAACCCCAAAUGGACAAAAUCAGAGACAGGAUGAAGGCAAAGUCACUACCAAAAACCAAACUAAAAUCAAAACACAAAGGUCUGGCUGACUAUCCUGAGCUGAGAGACUUGCAGCCACGCAAGCGCAGACUGGCGUCUCUCAAUGCUGAGGCAGUGAAUAGUUUACUGCUUGAAAGACCCACCGACGCCCAACCAGUGGCCAAACAAGCCAGGAGGCAGGAAGAUCCUCUGGACGGAGCAGUUUCUCUGGAUACAGCCAGAAGUUUUUUGCCUGGAAGUCUGAAAGCCUCACGAGGCAACAUUAGUAAAGUCUCUCCACCCAACAAGGUUGAACUAUGCCAAAGUCCUAAGCCGAGCAAGAAGGCUAAAACCAGCCGGGGCGACGAAAGAGUCUGGAUGAGUCAGGAGUGUUUAGACGCACCUGCACCAAGACGACUAGCUGGACUCAAUGCUGCAGCCCUGCUGAAGUUAACAAGCUCCUCAGCCACCAGUAAGCAGAGAGUAAAGGCAGCACCCACCGCAACGGUUACGUCCAACUCUACGGCUCUUGCCGCGGCCUUCACCCCAAAGCAGCACCACAGCGUCAAACUCCAAAACAAGCACCACUUGCAAAAGAAAGGCAAGAAGCCUCCUCCACCACCCAGUGGUUGUUCAGCCUGCAAGAAAAAAGCGGACUUUGAACCCAAGGUGGAGUGGGAGACGAGCAACUGCACCCACCGCCUGACCAAACCAGGGUAUCAGUCUCGUAGCAUGCUAGGUUUCCCGCUAAAGCAGGUGAAGGAGGAGCAACUGGAAACCGAACUGAGCCCAUACUACUGCUGUCCCCCAGAGGGUUCUGUGGAGUACUGCCACCGCUUGGCCUGCUUCCUCGGCCAGCAGCCGUACGGAGACUCCGAUGACCAGUCUCUAAACUCAGCCAUGACCCCCGUGAAGCCAGAGUGCCUAGUAACCUCGCCAUCUCUCACACAUUCCCACCCACACCGAGCACUUGCCCUUACCCCGCAUCCAUGCCUCUGUACCGCUGACCACUGCUUCCCCGGCUACUACGUCCACAUCACCCACCCAACGCACACUGGACAGACUUCAGCAGCCCUGGCCACGCGGCCUCUCAACUUCAGCUCCACCGGCUUGUGCCCCAGGCGCAUUACCGGAUCCAAGCUCCUGGGGGGUCAGGUGUCACACCCGUCCGGUUUAGGCCACCCUGCCUACUGCAACUCUGUGGCUUCCCCCUGUUACGGAGAUGCCUGCAGGAUCAGUGGCUACAGCUACAGAGCGCUGCCUCCAGUGCCGGCCAGCGGUUGUUCUUUUAGUGCAGGAUGUACCGGAUGUACGCACAGCAUCAAGACAGAGGCUUACACAACCCCACAGGGCGACCACAGCCCUUCCCUUCUGGUUCCCCCCACCAUGCCAAUCGCCCAGUGUCCACUGUCUGGUGUGCCCACUUCCACACAGACUAAAAGCCGCCUGCUGACCCCUCUGUCUGGCCUAGAUCAGUCCCAGGCCAUGUUAAAGCUAGCUAAGGAAUGCCCUCAGAGCACAAAGGCCUCCAACGGCUCCUCCGUGGGCCACACCCGGCUCCUGACGAAACAGGCGAUCUCGGUGCCCAGCCUCGGCAGCGGCAAGCAGAAGAAGAUCAGCCGCAGACGUGCAACGAACGGCUGGCGGCCUGUCGGCAUCCCCACAGACAGGGAGGUCUUCGUUGCGGGAGAAGAUGAGGCCGCAAUGCGGAGGUGUUACGAGGGAGUCGAACGGGACGGCGAAGUGAUCCGUAUCAGAGACACUGUAUUGCUGCGAUCCGGUCCCAGGAAGAAGUCCCUGCCGUAUGUUGCCAAGAUAUCAGCAUUGUGGGAGGACCCCAAAACAGGAGAGCUGAUGAUGAGCCUUUUCUGGUACUACAGACCCGAGCACACCCAGGGAGGCCGAGAUCCCAGAGCACACUGUGAGAAUGAGAUUUUCGCCUCUCGGCAUCAGGAUGAAAAUAGUGUGGCCUGCAUAGAAGACAGAUGCUACGUUCUCCCUCUAGCCCAGUACUGUCGAUUUUGUGCCUUGGUGAAGCGGCGUGCCGAAGGCGCCCCACCUGGCAGGGCCAGCAUGGUGCCCUUCCGGUCCGACUUCGCCCCUCCCUCCCACCGCUGCGUGCCCAUGGACGUCGACCCCGAGCUGGUGUACCUCUGCCGGCACGUCUACGACUUCCGAUACGGACGCAUCUUGAAGAACCUGCAGUAGAGCGGGAGCCUUCCCCGUCUCUCCCCCGUCGUCGCACCUUUGACUCAGUCGUCGCAAUUGUCCGCCUUCGCAGAGGAGGAGCAGCUGAAGGACUGAAGACCUCCACCUAACCCCCGUUCACGAUCAGUGUGAAAAGCGGGGUGACGGGGGGGAGGGGGGGUUGCAUGUACACAUUAUGAAGCACAGAUCCCUUUAGUUACAUACUUAGAAGUUAGAAUGUCGUAGGGAAUCUCAGCUCAGUCAGAGAGCUAAACUCCAUCCAGCCGCUCAGAUUUUCCCCCACCUCGCCUUCCCAGCCAGAAAUGCCGAGCGCCAGGUCGAGCGGCGCGCUGGUCAGAACCGCGUCUCCUCCCCCUGAAGCACGUUAGCGCAACAAUCAUGUUUGUUCCGUUUGAGAGCCGCCGGCGCAGCGACGGUCCGGCACGCCGCUCCGAUGCUUCCAGGGAAACAUGAGGCCGGCCCUGUCAGCUCCGCGUUAACGCCGCUCGACAAGCAUGGGUGAAAGAGCAGCUAAUGGAGAGUGUCAUCCUUUCUCCCCUGAUUUGACUCUGCACAUCGUGCGUGCGUGUGUGUGUGUGUGUGUGUGUGUGUGUUUGUGUGUUGAGUGUUAUCGCUGAGGUUAAAUAUAGUGACAUUUAGGAGGCUUCUAGGUAAUCAAACCAAGCAAGAAAGUAGCUUUAGAUGAAGUGGAGCGGGUUUCUUUUGUUGUUUUUUUUCCCUCCCGCUGAAUUGAACAUUUUCACAUCGAGCAACUGAUUGGGCUAGAGGGCAAAGAUCACCUUGUAUUCCUGAUAAGAUAUGGUUAUUACUUAUAUGGUGAGAAAAAAUCCCAGUCAGUCGAGUUUGUUAAUCGACUGACUGAAGAAGAAGCGUGUUGUGCUUAUUUGAGGUAAAUAGCGAGACCACGCUAAUAUCAGGCUGCGCAUGACGACCCAUGUUUUGACUUUAUGCACGUAAUAUAAUAGACCAGAAAGCAGAAACAGUACCUUGCAAAAGUAUUCAUUCCCCUUAAGCAUGUUCCUGUGUUACAAACCGCGGAUUUUAAUGUAUUUCAUGCCGAGUUUUAUGCGUUAGUCCAACGCAAAGUUGCACAUAAUAGAAAAGCUGUCAUGUAAAUUUAGUUUUUUUACUAACUAAAAUCAGAUUAAAUAUUUUGGCAUGUAUUGUAUUUGCUUAUUAUGAUGCUUCCACUACUGUGUUCAACAGUGAAUAUGCUGCAGUGUUAGUGUUUCCCGACACAAAGUGUUUUUGAAACUUCAUUUUUAAUUAAUCUAACAGCAGCAUUUACUCCUGGAUGUUUGCUAAUGUUUUUUUUGUUGUCACUUUUCCUUCUUUCCUUCAUUUGUGGAUCAGGUGACUUUCAGUUCAACCAGAUGUUUGGAAAGCAAUUAGUUGCAGGGCGUUGAAUACAAAUGGUCAACUUUUGAGAUAAAUUUGACUUAUUUGGCAAUACUGCGUGUUGGUCUUCCACUUAAAAUCAACGUUAAGCACGUCUAAGUUUGUGGUUGUGACAAGACGUAAAAUUUGCGAAUACUUUUGCACCGUACUGUAUUUCAAUUCCUUUCCAGUCUCCACUUUUAGGGCAGUUUUCAUGUCGCCAACUCUUGCCCGAUUCCUAAUCCCUGCACCCCGUCCAGGAGGAACCAGAGGACGUGGCGCAAAUUUGAACGCCCCGAGUCUCCGUCUCGUCGUCAGCACUUGUCCGCAUGUUUUGUUGCACUAAAACCAAUCCCUCAUGAAAACACGCGAUCACCUCUUUGUUUCGUAUCGUUGCUGCUGAGACAUUGGCGGGACGUGAAAAGCGGGGCUUACUGUAGUGCAUUUGUUCGGGUGUUUUUAUUGCGAAGGAGACCUUACGGAUGUAACGGUUUGUGCAAACUGUUCGUUUUGAUGACCAGAGACGAGUCGACCAACAUGUUUGCCAUGGCAACUUGACGCUCUUCGUACUGGAUGAAAUCAGAAUGGAUCUAGAGUCAUUCCUUUCUCUUUUCCCCCUCACAUAUAAUCCUAUAAAUACUCGGUAUAUAUUUAUGUAUGUAUUCACACUGUUAAUGUGACUAGAUGUGCAGAAGGCUUCAGGAUUCAGUCCUGUCUUGCUGUGCAGGCAAUCGUAGCACUGUGAUAGAUGUGUGACUGGACUGAAGGGGUGUUUCCAUGCUUUCAGAUGAAGCUUUUGCCGAUUACAAACCACGCGCCCUCUCAUUGCCUCCAAACCUGCCACUUUAUUCCCCGUCGGCGUGCGUUCGAGUUCCAGCUGUAAAAGAUCCCCACUCUCUGAAGCCAUCUUUAUCUCCCCCCCCUCUUCUAUUUGAAGCGCAUCAAAGCUAAAUCAAACCCUACAUCUCCUUCUUUUCCCCGCUGGAGUCUUCAAAAAGGACAUGGAUAUAACUAUACAUUACAAUUCCUCCUCCUCCUAAAGAAUAUUUUAUUAUGUCGAUUUGCUAAGAUGGCACAUGUAAUAUAUUUUUUAGAAUUACUAUUUUUGAAGAAUGAACUUAAGAAAUCUUGACAAAGUAUAUGCAUUGCUUUUCUUUUCUUUUCUUUUUUUGUCCCAGUAGAUAUCGAGUCAGUCUAGAGUCGAUGUUUGACCAAACGAAAGAGAAAUACAAGGAGAACAUAUCUAAACCCCAGGAAGCACGGGGCAAUCUUUAAACAAGCAGACAGCCAAUGCAGUGUAGAAAUUAUUAUUAUUUUUCCCUUGCAAGAUCUGUAAUAAUUAUAUUUAAAGUAUAUUUAAAUGGAGAAAACAAUUGAAUAUAUUAAGAUGUCAGUUUUAAGUUAUUUGGGACUAAUUAUGUAGAUCCUGCAUAUUUGUGCUUCAGGAUAGAAAGCAGUUUUUGUUUUGUUUAUUUCUAAUCUUAGAAGCUUAACGAGGUUUAAUAGCAGAAACGUAACCAUAGGUUAGCUUCGUUGAGACCAGAGCAAUUUUCGCCGAAAGCACCUUCGCUCUGGAGGAGCUCCGUUUGGUUCCCGAGUGGCCGAACGGAAACCGGACCGACCUUGACGGGACAGUUCGGGACUUUUUCUAACUGAGGUUCUGUAAAUGUUACGAGCAGUUCAUAUCUUGCGACCUUCAACCUAUCCCUAUCCCUUUAGGCGUGUAGUUUGGGAGAAGCGUCAAAAUGAGACAAACAGGGGACAGGAAGUUCCUCUGAGCUCCUAAGCUGAAACCAGAAACCCUGGUGCAAAAGGUUAGAUGUCACUAGCAAAAGAUGUAAAGUAUUAUUGGAUGUAGGCUGACAGUAUUUCAAAACGGUUGCCCUUUAAACUCUACAAGGAGCAUCCCUUUUUGUUUUGUUCAGGUAAUUGGUGGAUUGGCAUAGAGGAAACAUUAUGCUAACGUUAGCAUAAAUGAUAUCAUUAUCAUGUUGGCUUUCCCUAGCUGGAUGGCUAGCAUUAACUCAGCCCAUUCAGCAAGUCAGCUGUUGCUUUAAAGUCAAAAGUAGCAUUUAAGCUAAUGCUAGCUUAAUCAUUAAUCAUAAAGAUGUCUUUUUGCCCCCUAGUGGUCAGGCAAAGCAAGAUUAUAGAUGCUGUCACACCAACGUCCCUUAUCUGUUCGCCGGCCAGAUGCAGGCGAGGAAAGCUCAGACAGCCAUGUGCUCCCCUCACUAGUGCUGGCCAGCCUUGCAAAACGCAUGGACUUAGAUAGCCUGCUGUCAUUCAAUAACCUAAUCAGCCACAGGCUAUUUGCAUGGAGACAGUUGUGUCCUUAUUUCCAUGACAACAAGGUUGGGCAAGCACUCAGGAAUAAGAAGUUUCAGCGAUCUAUGAUGUGAAACACUGAGUAACCUUCGCUGAUGUGUGUGUGUGUGUGUUUGGGCGUGCGCGCGCGUGUUCACUCCAUUAGACAAAAGCACCCGACCAACCUGUGAGAUUCAGCUUUCUCUGUGGCCUGUAUUGAUGCUUAUUGUUGGCAUAUAUUUUGAUAUAUUUGGAAAAUGUGGGAUAUACAGUUUAGAUAUUUUUGGAGUAGAAAGAGUUAUGUGUAUCAGAUCACUGUCACUUUGUCAUGCUAUCUGAAGAUCUCUUGGAUUUUUUUUUAUUUUAUUUUAUUUGAAAGACUAUAUCAUCCUAACUGAUUUAAUGUAAUGUUGAGAGAAUAUUUAUAAAUUUUAAGUCCUUUGUGAAAACGG
This is a messenger RNA of Xiphophorus hellerii (green swordtail), 8366 nucleotides long. RefSeq names its product bromo adjacent homology domain-containing 1 protein. Bases 1603 to 4233 code for a protein of 876 amino acids. The record is from RefSeq and is a predicted model, not a curated record. The transcript is spliced from 7 exons. Gene Ontology annotation, molecular function: transcription cis-regulatory region binding; chromatin binding. Lineage: Eukaryota; Metazoa; Chordata; Actinopteri; Cyprinodontiformes; Poeciliidae. Gene Ontology annotation, cellular component: chromatin silencing complex. Gene Ontology annotation, biological process: heterochromatin formation; negative regulation of DNA-templated transcription.